CCCAGUGUAGAAACAGAGAGAACGAGAGAAGGAUGGUCGAAAGAGAAGAUCAGAGGAGCCAACUUGACCCUUCAUCUCCCUGACCCCUGACCCCUCAGAAGAGUAGAGAAAACAGAAAGAGAGAAGGAGAGAAAGACAGAGAAGGAGAUAGAGGGGGGCAGAGGGGACAGGAUCAUCCCCUAAACCCUCAACAGGACCUCAGGAGUAAUGUCCCGCCGGAGCUCCGCGGGUGAGCUGGUGCCCAGGGACAUCUCUGAGAUCCUAUUCCAGGAACGGAAGGCCCAACGUGGGCAGAGGAAGACCGGAGGGUCCCUGGGUCAGGCCUUCUGUUGGUUGAAGGGAAACAAGGGGAAGAGGAACGUCAGCAGCAGACAGAACCGGAUGGGGAGUCGGAUCGGGGCUACAGAGGGAAACGGAACCAAACACAGACAACACCAAAACCACGAUUCACCUAAAGCUGGUCCUAAGGGUCAGGAUGAGCAGAAGAGAUUGAAAGUUCACUACACAGCCUCCUCACACUACCAGGAGAAUGUGUUCAUCGAGGGCAGCCGUCCUCAGUACCUGGAAGACCUACACACUGAGGCACGGGAGGGGUUAAAGAUCCUACAACAAGAGGAACACAACAAAGGAGAGGACUUUCAGGAUGACCAUAGUAAUGCAUCCAAUCCCCCUUUCCAGGCGGAUCAGGACGUAAGCUCCAACCACAGGGAUGGAUCUCAGGAGUCAGGAAGCACCGCCGGGAAUUCUGUUACCGCAGCGACCUCUGCUGGAUCAGCCGUGUCCACGAGACCUGUGCUCACACGCCAAGGCUCCACGUUCAAGCCUCUGAACCCAGUGAAGAGACAAGACAAGAGGAAGAACAGGAGCAGGAGGACUACAGUCAUGGGCAUACCCCAGCAGAUCCAGAGAGAGCUGGCCCUUCACAGUGGAUCAGUGUACCAAGUUCCUUCCCAGCUCCCUAACGGCUCUGGAGGACAGGGUAGUGACGGCCAACCAGGUGUGGUCGUCAUCCCCACCAUCGAUGGAGAGACCCCUCUAGCCAACCACGAAGGGGCAAGGGUACACCUCUCAGAUCUGGAGGCAUCCAGAGAGGAGCAGCUAUUGAGACACCACCUCCAGUCUGUGUACAGGGACGACCAGGGCUUCAGCCACCACAGGGGACUGAAUUCUUGUCUCUCCUCCACCCAAAGGCCCAAGUCUCUGUCCGUGCUGGGCAUGACCUCCUCCUGCUCCGCUGGAUUCCCCAGCUUCCUCCAGGAGCCACAGGGUCCAGUGAUGUCAAUCUCUCCCCAGGCCACCUACCUGUCUAAGAUCAUCCCCAACGCCUACCUGUCGGCCUCCGUUGACGUCAUACAGAUCGACCGCAGCACAAGCCGUACCCGUGGAAACAACGGUAACGGAACGGUCCGUACCGUCAGCCUGGCGUCCGGGUCGUCAGCCAGCCCCGCGUCAUCGAGGAGGUCGGACGGCAACGGUUGCUAUGAAGGCGGCGACAGCGUUUCCCAUGGUGACAGUAGUUCCCGUGACAUUGGCUCUAAGGCAACUCCACACUCAGUGACUUCGAGAUCCAGCUGGAGCCACUCGCAGUCUUCCGAGACAAUUAAGUCCAACUCCUCCGCAAUCUCCUCCACGAAGGGGAGCUUCAGACCUGCUAACCCACAGACAGUGAGCCUCGUUGGGCAGGAGAGACGGCCGCAGCAGCCUGCUGCUGAGGAUCAGGACUUGGUGAGCCUACAAAGCUCGGCUAACUGGGUCAGCAGCACCAGUAGGGGUACUAGUGCUGCGACUGCUCAGGGGGGAUCUGAGUCGGGUCUAUCUGGGAUUCUGAGUGCUGGGGAGAUGAGCGAUGUUGGAGGAGACUCUCACAGAUUCUCUCGCUGUCUGUCGGUCAUGAAGACCAAGCUGCCCCCAGCUCCCCCCAGGAGAACCAACUCACUGCACCAUGAGAAGAUGAUGAAGAGGCGACCCAGGGAACUGGUGGAGAUUAAAGACCUCCGUGACUCUGUGGGUGGGGAGGUGGAGGCUGCUGAGGACACAAGCUUGGUUACGAUCGAGAUCUCUAAAGAGCUAUACAAAGAAAUCACAAAGAGCUCUGUCCCUGUAUCCAACUCAUCUGGGUUUAACUCUUUAGAUGAUACAAGAUCUUCCACAGCCUCUAGUCCUUUGAGUCCCACACAGGCCUCCUCUGGAGGUAGUGGAAAACCAGAGAGGCCAGGGUCCAGCAGCUCUUCCCCACAGAAGGCCCCCUCAGAGGAGGGUACAUUUGAAAGGACCAUGUCCCCCUCCAGUGGGUACUCCAGCCAGAGCGGUACGCCGAAGCUCUCCCCCAAGGGCAUCUGCCCUUCCGCCUCCCCAGGUAAACAGAAGAAGAAUCAGGUCAAACCAGAACGAUCUGGUUCAAGAGCUUCCUUCUCUGCAGCCUCGGUCUCCUCUUCCCUCACCUCCCUGUCUUCAGCCACCUCAGAACUCGUCAAUCAAGAGGCCUCGAAAAACAGCCCUAGCCCUCUUCAGCAGGCCUCCCCACCCCCGGCUGUUAUGAGAACAGAACAUCAAGAAACGGCGACCCUGGUCCGUUUCUCUGCAUCCAUGGCGAUCAGUGAGCUGCUUAACAUUCCGCCACCCCCCAACGUCAAAGCCCCUUCCCCGCCACCCCCGGAGACCUGGGCCCACAACAGAUGCACCUUCGAACUGCUGUGCGGGCCUUGCCCCAACGUCACCAGGCUAGCACAGCUCCAGAAGCAACAGGAACUAAAAGAAAAAGCUGUUAUCAUUGAGCAAAAGCAGGAAACUCAAACUGAAGCUAGCAAGGAGUCUCAAGGCUCGGACGAAAAGCAAGCUACGGUAGAGGAAGUCACUUUGACAAAAUCACAAAGCAAAUACAUUGUUCCCCAAGACAAGACUGAGCCUGUGUUAGAGCAGGCGCCUGAGGUAUCCGAGUGUGUUAGUCAGGGACUCAAGGGCACAGAAAGUCAAACAAAAGAACAAGGAAGUCCUGCGGUGAUCGCAGAGAGGGUAAAAGCAAGUGUAGAGAUCCAGAACCAGGAGCAGAGUAGUAGUAGUGGUGGUAGUAGUAGUAGUAGUAGUGGUGGCGGUAGUAGUAGUAGUAGUGUUGCACAGGUCAAGGAUCAAGAAGAGAGGCUAGAGACACAAGUUAGUUUAGCGACGAUUCCAAAGAAGGAACCCCCUUCUGUCAUGAAAAAAAGUCCUCCUAGAAAAGAACCUAAAGUUCAACUAACAGCAGACAUUCAACAAAAGUCGCCAUUUGAUGAGGUCACAGUAGAGGUGAAGGUAGAAUCACCCAGUGAGAGUGAGAAGUGUUCUCCACAGGCUGAGGUAAUUGCUAAGGAAGUUGAGGUAGUAGCUAAGGAAGUUGAGGUAGUAGCUAAGGAGGUCGAAGGUCAGAGUGCUACUGAAAACACUACAGAGGAAAGUCCCACCAAACCAGAGGCAUCUACACAGACCCUUGCCUUGGAGCCUCACAAAGUGGACAGGGUCUCUCCUCCAGCCUCCCCUCCCCCUGCCCACCACCCUCCUCCUCCCCCGUCUAAGACACCUCCCUCCUCUGUGUCCACUCCCCCACCUGAGGUAGAGGAGGAGGGUGAGGAAGAGAUUCCCAUAGUAGAGUCCUGCUGGCCCCCUCCACCUCCACCAGAGGAGCCAGCAGAUUCAGUCUUUGAUGAGCCAGAUGAGAUGGACUUUCCACCUCCACCUCCUCCCUUCGUGACGGAGAGCUUGCCAGAUGUGGUGGAGAGCUGUAACACAGUCGCUGAUGUCCAGGAGGUGUCCAUUGUGGCUCUGGAUGGGGAGGAGGUUAAGGAAACCGUGAAUGGAGCAACUGUAGCUGGUGCAACUGUGAAUGGGGAAACUGCAGAUCUGUCACCCAUUCCCGCUCAAAUGGGGACAAAAGAGGAUAGACCUGAAAAGGUGAUUCUGGACUUUAACGCUGUCCCAACUGAUGAAACCAGCUUUGAGGUAUCUGAAUCAGCUGAGCUCCAAUCAAUUCCAGCAGAUGAUUCAACCGUCGUUUCUCCAGUUCAGCCCAAUGAAAAAGAGGCAGAGGUCAAGCAAUCUGCCCAGAAACCAAUCACAAUGCAAGAAGCCACCCCUCAACCAACAGAAACUUCUCCUCAGUCACAGGAAGUCCCGCCCUUACCAGAGGAUGUCCCUCCCCCACCCCAGGAAGCUCCUCCUCCUCCACCAAUGACAACAGCCUUGGUGCCCCCCUCAAGUAUCCCUCCUCCACCUCCUAUCAAUGUCCCCCUCCCUCCCCCUGUGCAAUUUGAGGAUCAGACGCCCUCCGAGCCCCCUGAAAGUGCCCCACUUCCACCACCCAUUAACAUCCCUCUCCCACCCCCUCUCCCGACUGAGAACCAACCCCCUGUGAUCUUCAGGAGACAGCCCAGCUUGGCGAACAGAGAGACCAGGAGCAAAGAGCUUCUGUCUAGGCACAAGAGUGCCCCCAUUCCCAAAGAAGACGCCAACAUUCCGCUGGUCACCCCGUCUCUGCUUCAGAUGGUACGUCUCAGAUCGGUCAAUGUUGGUGAAGACCAGGUGAAAGCACUUUCUGACAACAACAAUUCCAACAAUGGAAAACCACCUGCUCAGGAUCAAAGUUCAACCCAAAUCCAAACCCAAGGAUCUCAGAACACAACACCCCAAAAACCAAUCCGGAAAUCCCUGUCACUAAAAUCCACACCUACGCCAUUGAAGUCAUCACCAGCGAUGCUCAUCGCCCCCUCGAUGCGCUUGCAGGAAGCUAUCCGAAUGAAGACAGCGGCCAUGUCUUCCAGAGAUAGUCUUCCAACGCGCUUUAGAAUGCCAUCCUCCACCUCAUUUCCCAGUUGCAGUGGGGGUGAAUCAGGAAUGUUAUCCCCAUUGUCACCAGAAGGUGGCGACACGCUAAAGUCCCCCGCCACCACCGCUAGCUUCAUCUUCUCCAGGAGCUCAAAGAAGGUUGUCAUAGAAAUGCCUGCCUCUUCCUCCCCCGAGGUACAGGCGAGCCUAAAGCAGAGCCUAGCCGCGGAACUCAAGCAUGUUUCCGACCAAUCAAAGGCUUCCACAGUCGCUAACGGCAACGUUGGAAGAACUGGGAUUCCGAGGAGAAUUCCGCCAGCCGUGGCUAAGAAACCAGCUCACACAACCACCUUGGAGAAGCCUGUGUGUUCUACACCUGGGAGCUCUCUGAGUGAGAGGAGCACUCCAUCUCCAAGGGGAACAGAAGCUAAGGUAGAGACAGAAACAGCGCAACCUGCGGGCCAGCAAGCACUGACAGACGACAGCGAGUAAGAACACCAGCACUACACCUAGAAUAGGUAAAAUGGAGACGUCUGACAUUGAAGAAGCACCAUCGCGCUUGUGAAAAAAUACUGGAUUCUUGUGGAAUGGGACGAACAAAGCAAGGACUGCAAGAACCUGAGAGACAUGGGGGGAGAGAGAGAGAGAGAGAGAGAGAGAGAGAGAGAGAGAGAGAGAGAGAGAGAG
This is a messenger RNA of Coregonus clupeaformis (lake whitefish), 5481 nucleotides long. RefSeq lists its product as uncharacterized. NCBI's taxonomy places the organism in Eukaryota, Metazoa, Chordata, Actinopteri, Salmoniformes, Salmonidae. Gene Ontology annotation, biological process: cell differentiation. The coding region runs from base 208 to 5286 and encodes 1692 amino acids. The transcript is spliced from 9 exons. The record is from RefSeq and is a predicted model, not a curated record.